AUGGCCUUUCCUCCGCCUGCGCAUCCUGGACCUGCCGAGGAUCAGCUUUUAGUGCUGCAGGGCGACCAUAGGUCCUCCUUUGUAUGGGAGGGACAGCUAUCGGAGCAGCCUCUCCGCCCCAGGAGGCCCGACGAUUUGUGGGAGUUCAUCGCGGAGAAUCCUUUCCAUGGCCGCAUAGUCGAGCGCCUACAGGCUACGGGCUUCUAUACGAUUAUUCAGCUUGGACGGAUGCAGCUCGAUUGGUCUCUCAUCACGGCGUUGGUAGAGCGGUGGCGAUUGGAGACGCAUACUUUUCACUUGCCCACCGGAGAGGCCACCAUCACGUUUGAGGAUGUUCAGGUUUUAUACGGGCUUCGCGUGGAUGGACGGGCCGUGGCACUGCCCCAUUACAUUAGAGGGAUGACGCGUGCCCAGUUUUUGGAUAUGAUGGGGGAGUUUACUAGUUUUAGACCAGAGGGUGGCGCUGGGGGCAGUCGCGUUCUUUUGUCAGCCAUUAGAGAUCAGAUAGUGUUUUUGCACCCAGACAUUCAUGGCGAGACGGAGGAUAUUUGGAUUAAGAGGUACACGCGCUUGGCGUUGCUCCUGCUCUUCGGGUGUGUCUUGUUCCCGGACACUUCGGGGAGUAGAGUGACUAUGCGCUUUCUCCAUUAUCUCCAACAGCUGGAUGAGUUACCGCAGUACAGCUGGGGUUCUGCUAUUCUGGCAUACCUGUAUAGGAGCAUGUGCCGGGCGAGCAUAGGCCCAGCGGUGGAUAUAUGUGGUUUUCUGCCCCUCCUACAGGUUUGGGCCUUGCAGUGGAUCAUGCCGUUGCAGCCACCUCUACCACCACUUCCGCCCAGUGAGGCUUAUCCGUUUCUCCCUUUAGCUGUCAGGUGGAUUCUCCGGCGUGGGAACUACCGAGGGAGCGAUGCUCAUCAUAAUCUCCCCCUUGUCAGGGAUGUGUUAAAUAUGUUGGUGGAUGGACAGUUCAUCUGGACGCCAUACAGCGUCGAGUUGGUUGCUCAGCUGCCCGCAUGUUGCUCAGUCGACCGGCUACUUUGGAGCACCUCUGUCCCGAUGAUCUUCUUUGAUCACGUUGAGUAUCAUGCCACAAAGCGUGUGCUUCGACAGUUUCACCGUCCCCAGCCUAUACCGAGGGAGCCUGGAUGGGAGGUUACACACUAUCAGCGGGACGACCGUGGCAGCAUGGACCAGCGGUAUAUGGGAUGGCUACAGCAACAGAUAGUUUAUUGGGAGGAGCGAGUUGAGCGUAUUCCGCCACCACCUACAUUUACCCAGGAGGCCACUGUCCAUCUGUAUACUGAGUGGUACCGCCGUCACACCCGACUGAUGAUCGGGAACCCCAUUCAUAUACUUGACGAGCGCUACAGACCGUAUGCCGGGAGACUCGAGGCACUGGCUAUUGGGCAUCAUCAGCUCUUCCAGUUGGGUCAGCAGAUGCAGCAGCGUGCCGACAUCCCUGAAGUGGUUGAGUAUGGCCGGCAGGUGGCACAGUUGGCUCGCCGGACACUGUUGCAGGCGAGAGAUGCCGCGAGGUUGGACCGCGAGGCUCAGGGACGGCGAGGAGGUGGUCCCCAGCAAUGGGGCGGUGAGGCACCUGUCGACCCACAUGCUGAGGGACAGGAUGAGGACUUUGGAGUUGAGGCGCUUGGAGAUGAUCAGCAGGGUUAUAUACCUCAGGCAGAUGAGCCUUCCAGCAGCAUGUCUUCUUAUAGCCUUCAGCUAUCUCUGCCGGCAUCACAGGUCACCCCGUCAGGAGCAUUGUCGAUCACGGGUACAUUCGACGGGGAUGUAGAGCAGUACUUCGGAUGCCCAUCUACCGCAGCUGAGGAUCGGUCGACCCGGGACGUGGAUGGCGGGCGCAGUCUUCGUCCCAGCCCAUGCGAUGAUGAGCACACCACGGAUGCAUAUACCCAGGAGGUCGACGAGACCAUGGUUGCUGACGGCCCGACGGCCUAUUCUUCCGAUCCUGCCAGUUGUAGUGUCGAUACUGCUGCACAUCCUCACAUAAAGAGGCGGCUUGAUGAUGAUGAUCCAGAUAGUGUGCCCGGGCGACAGGGGAUGCGACUUAGGCCAACAGCAGCACUGAAGCACACAGGCUGCGACACUCACUGA
Messenger RNA from Nicotiana attenuata, 2115 nucleotides. Its product is annotated as serine/threonine-protein phosphatase 7 long form homolog. The record is from RefSeq and is a predicted model, not a curated record. The transcript has 7 exons. Lineage: Eukaryota; Viridiplantae; Streptophyta; Magnoliopsida; Solanales; Solanaceae. Bases 1 to 2115 code for a protein of 704 amino acids. Gene Ontology annotation, biological process: meristem maintenance; meristem development.